AUGAAAUCUUUUAUACAAAUCCCUUUCGAUUCACAUUUUCCUAUUCAAAAUUUACCAUUUGGAAUCUUUUCUACACAGCAAAAUCCUACGCCCCGAGUCGGCGUUGCUAUAGGGGACCAAAUAUUAGACUUGACUGCCAUAACUACUUUAUUUGAAGAACAUGUUCCGGAAUUGAAGGAUCCAUCGAAUGUUUUUUCUCAGUCUUCUUUAAAUUCGUUUAUGUCAUUAGGAAAACCGUUAUGGCAAGCUACACGAAGAUUCUUACAAAACAUAUUGUCAAAUGGUAAUCCAGAAUUACGAGACAAUGACCAGCUUCGACAAAAAUCAUUCGUGGCACAGCAAGCAGCUAAAAUGCAUUUACCAGCCCAGAUUGGAGACUAUACGGAUUUUUAUGCUUCAAAAGAACAUGCAACUAAUGUUGGUGUAAUGUUCAGAGGCAAAGAUAAUGCAUUGAUGCCUAAUUGGUUAGUAUUUAUCGAUUCGUUUUAUAUUGGAAGGUACAUUAACUUAAAAAAAAAACGUUCAAGGGUACAUUUGCCGGUUGGAUACCACGGACGGUCUUCUUCAAUUGUUGUUUCCGGAACGGAUAUUGUUCGUCCAUGUGGACAAAGAUUACCUGUAAAAGAUCAACCUCCAAUUUUCGGUCCCUCCGUCAAGUUAGAUUUUGAAUUAGAAAUGGCAUUCUUUGUUGGUUCAGGUAAUAAACCCGGGGAGCGAAUUCCGAUUGAUCAAGCAAGUCAACAUAUUUUUGGCCUGGUUUUAAUGAAUGAUUGGAGUGCCUGGGAAUAUGUACCGCUAGGCCCUUUUUUGGGUAAAAAUUUUGGAACAACCAUUUCACCAUGGGUUGUCAUGUUGGAUGCCUUAGAACCAUUUUUAACUAAUGGACCCACUCAGGAUCCGACUCCUUUAUCCUAUCUCGAACAUAAUGUUCCAUCGGCAUAUGAUAUUCAAUUAGAAGUAAAAAUGAAACCAAAUGAAAGUGAUUCUUUCAAAACGUUAACAAGAUCAAAUUUAAAGUACAUGUAUUGGUCUCUAAAGCAACAACUUGUCCAUCAUACGGUAAACGGGUGUAAUAUGCGCCCUGGUGAUUUAUGUGGUACUGGAACUAUAAGUGGACGUACUGAAGAUUCUAGAGGGUCUUUACUGGAGAUUACAUGGAAUGGACAAAAUGAAAUUGAGUUCGAGAAUGGAAUUAAAAGAAAAUUUAUUGAAGAUGGAGAUGAAAUAAUAUUAACAGGAUAUUGUAAAGGGGAAGGUUAUUUGAUUGGAUUCGGUGAAUGUACUGGUAAAAUUUUACCCGCUUUACAAUAA
This is a messenger RNA of Funneliformis mosseae, 1311 nucleotides long. Lineage: Eukaryota; Fungi; Glomeromycota; Glomeromycetes; Glomerales; Glomeraceae. The record is from the annotation of a GenBank genome assembly.